This is a messenger RNA of Clupea harengus (Atlantic herring), 1810 nucleotides long. RefSeq names its product E3 ubiquitin-protein ligase TRIM35-like. The record is from RefSeq and is a predicted model, not a curated record. NCBI's taxonomy places the organism in Eukaryota, Metazoa, Chordata, Actinopteri, Clupeiformes, Clupeidae. Gene Ontology annotation, molecular function: metal ion binding; protein binding.
ACAGCCCUGCCUUCCUCCAGUAGUAUUUUCUGUGACCUGCUUAGCGGCACACCAUUUCCAAAACUACGCGAAUGGCCCAGGUCCCGUUAGCGCAGUGAGGUAAAUAAUCGGACGUCUGAAAUGGCAACGCAAUCGCACAUUAUGACACGCUUUCUGCGUUGUCACAUCUGCUCCGAAACUUUAGAGGACCCCGUGUCUCUCCGCUGCAAUCACAGCUUCUGCCAGAGCUGUCUCACUCAGUACUGGAACCAAGCGGACUGCCGAGACUGCUCAGUGUGCAAGAGAGAACUUUCGAAGGAAACUCCAGGAAUCCAUAUUUUUCUUAAGGAGCUUGCAGAUGACUUUGCAGGAAGAACACAACUUGAUAAAACCCAAAACCAAGAUGCCGUGUGCCGUAAACAUCCCAAGAUGCCAACAUGGUUGUGUCUGGAUGAAGGGAUCACAGUGUGUGAAGAGUGUCAGCAUCCACUUCAGCACGCUGGGCACAAGCUGAAACGUGUGAAAAGGGCAGUGGAGAAUGUGAGGGAGAAAUUGCGCUCCAACCUGGAGCAAAUGGAGAAGCAGCUUGACAAGUGUAUCUACGCUGAUGAAGUUUACAAGGACAUGGUGAAGCAUAUGGCGGGCCAGAGAACUGCUACUGAGAAAAAGAUACAGAAGGAGUUUGAGCAGCUUCAUCAGCUCCUGAGAGAGGAAGAGGAGGCUAGACUUACUGCAGUGAGGGAAGAAGAGGAGGAGAAGAAGAAGGUUAUUGAUCGAGAGCUGGACAUCAUUCAGGGCCAGAUACUGUCUCUAGAGAAUUCCAUUCAUCAAGUCGAAAAUUACUUAAAACAGGACGAUGUGUCAUUUCUGAAGGAUUAUAAACGUAUAACAAGCAGAGCCCAGUGCACACUGCAGGACCCACAGCUGCUCUCAGGGGCUCUGAUAGAUGAAGCCAAACACCUGGGCAACCUCAAGUUCAGAGUCUGUGCGAAAAUGCAGGAGAAGGUUAAAUACACUCCCGUGAUUCUGGACCCCAACACUGCGUCUGGCUGGGUGGUUCUGUCCGAUGACCUGACCACAGUGGGAUACAUGACACCCAAGCAGAAUCUGCCCAACAACCCGGAGCGCUUCACGGAGCACGCCAUCGUCCUGGGCUCCGAGGGCUUCACCUCGGGCAAGCACAGCUGGGAGGUGCAGGUGGGGGACAGGCUCAAGUGGGUCAUCGGCGUGGCUCGGGAGUCAGUCGACAGGAAGCAUGACUGUUUCCUCAAGCCCCUGUAUGGCCUCUGGUCCAUGUGGAAGCAGGGUGAUGAGUACCACAUCACGGGCAAGACGCUUUCGCCGCAGAGCGCUCCGCAGAGGAUCACCGUGGAGCUAGACUUCGAGAGAGGGCGUCUAUCAUUUUAUGACUCCAGCGAUAUGUCCCUCAUAUCCAAAUACACAUGCAGGUUCAAAGAGAAGAUGUUCCCGUAUUUUAACACUCAGGUGGACAUGAGUGAGAAGCCCUUACAGAUGUGUCCAAGCAAGGAGUGCCAAGCAGAAAUGAACAAUGUUUAGUACAACUGGAUCACAUCCACUUAAGUCAUAUCUGAGUCAUGCUUCCUUUGAUGAACAUUUUACACUGUUGUUGAAUUUCCAGUUAUAUAGGAGAACUGAUAUGAGUAUAGAUUUCUAUAGCUCAAGAGGAUAUUCUAAGAGAAGAAUCCCCUCCAGUAGAGGACCUUGGACCUCAUUCUCGAACAUUUUAAACUUCUAAAAUAAAUUGUUACGAACUUCGAAAGACCGACCUAAGAAAAGAUCUCCACCAGAUUCAUGAACGCCUGGAAAUGUG